Aspergillus niger is the source of this 900-nucleotide messenger RNA. Its product is annotated as mitochondrial 54S ribosomal protein bL28m. Gene Ontology annotation, molecular function: structural constituent of ribosome. The record is from RefSeq and is a predicted model, not a curated record. The coding region runs from base 1 to 900 and encodes 299 amino acids. The transcript has a single exon. Lineage: Eukaryota; Fungi; Ascomycota; Eurotiomycetes; Eurotiales; Aspergillaceae. Gene Ontology annotation, cellular component: mitochondrial large ribosomal subunit.
AUGGAAGGAAAGACGAGUCUGGAUGCAGCUGCUUCUGGCCGAAAUUCAAGCGCAGCUGGGGAGAAUCGAUCAAUGAUAGCCGGCCGUGGCCAAGGCGGUCAGCCGCGACCCCCAAAUUCUUUCACCAUCCGGUGCUGGACGGUCCACGCCUAUCUCCAACUAUCUCGUCCGCUGCUGCUGUGCUCUGCCGGCGCCUGUUCUUCUCUUCCCCGGUCGAUUCCCUGUCAUGGUCGACUGCCUACCGACCUUUUGAUCUACACAAUGGCGGGUUUACAGACUCGUUCGACCAUGUCCCUUCCGUUCUCCCUCUCUGCGGCUUUUCGCAACCUUUCCGUCACGACCCCCAAACGUUCCUUCUCCACGACAUUGGCGGCACAGAAGACGAAACAAUUGCCGGAUUACAUCCCUCCUUACCCCUACGGUCCGAACUAUGUCUUCAAGCAGUCCAACUCUGGUCUCUACGGAGGCGCGAUGAUCCAAUUCGGAAACAAGAUCUCACAAGGCCGCAAUGAGGGCAAGACCCGCCGAUUCUGGAAGCCCAACGUUCGUCGGAAGAAGCUCUACAGCGAAGCACUCGGAGAGGACCUUUUCAUCAAGGUCACGCGCAAAGCGCUGCGCACGAUCCGGAAGGCCGGUGGCCUCGACAACUACCUUCUGAGCGACCGCCCGGGCCGUAUCAGGGAGAUGGGUAUCUUUGGCUGGGAGUUGCGGUGGAAGAUAAUGCAGACGCCCAAGAUUCAAGAGAGAUUCCGGGAAGAGCGGAAAAAGCUGGGUAUACCCGAACCUCCUACGUUCGAGGAGUGGGUGAAGCAGAAGGAGGACGAGAUCAAGGCGAAGGUGGAGGAGGAGACGAAUAUCAAGGAGAUCACGAAGCCAACGUACAACGAGAAACAGUACUAG